AUGCCAAAGCGUAUAUCAAAUUUGGUCCGCCGUAAAAAAAGGUUGGAGACCCCUGAUCCAGUAGAUCAAAUACAGCCAUUAUUUGAUUUGCUGAAAAAAUGGGAUUUGGAGUGUCUAUCUAAAACCUUGAUUGGAGAAAUAUUAAAUGCAUCUUCGACUGGAAAGAUGAUAAUUGAUUAUUUUAAAAUUAACAGCAGAUUAAAUAACAACAUACGUGUGUUGUUAGUUGAUUCAAUUAUCAGUUAUGUGAUAACUAAAAAUAUACCGAUGUCUAUAAAUCUUGCUGACAGCAUUGCGACUUAUAUUGUUGCUAUGUUUCCUUCUGAAGUGAAAGAUACAUAUUUUAUGAAAGAUGGACAUAACAAAAAUCCCAAAGGGAAAAUUUACGCCAAAUAUUAUAAUUCAAUGAGAACGCUUAAAACAAGUGGACUGGUACCUAGUAAGGAACGAGUAAAAUCUGCAGUCGAACGACAUACACAUACUCAACGUCGACAUGAUAAAGAAUUUGAACCUGAAGACGACAUUCAUUAUAUGAUUGAUCAAAUACAGAAUGAUACUAAUUGUUCAUUCCCAGAGCUUGAAAAAUUAUGGAAAGGUACAACAAAAUAUCGUAUAAACAGUAUACAGAAUUCUUCUUCUACUACAUAA
Messenger RNA from Diuraphis noxia (Russian wheat aphid), 648 nucleotides. RefSeq lists its product as uncharacterized. The record is from RefSeq and is a predicted model, not a curated record. Lineage: Eukaryota; Metazoa; Arthropoda; Insecta; Hemiptera; Aphididae.